AUGCCAUCCGGAAGCUGCGCCUGUCGCCACAUCCGCUAUACGGUCCCUGUUCAGCCAAGCGGGCUAGUCAACUGCCACUGCGUCGAAUGCCGCAAGCAAUCCGGUGCACCCUACCAGGGCUUCAUCCACUUCCCAAAAGAUGCAGUCAAAUGGGACAAUAAGCCCACUGAAUGGCGUUCUAGUGAAACUGCUUCACGGUUCUUUUGUCCUCGCUGCGGCUCGACCUUGAUGAUGUCUCUAGACAGCGAGCCGUCCAGCCUGGGAAUCGCCGUGGGGACACUAGACGAUGACGGAAGUGUCCAGGUCCCACCGCCCGCAUCUCAUAUUUUCCUGAAGGAGAAGGCUUCUUGGUUCCAACUGCCUGAUGAUGGGGCGAAGAGGUAUCAAGGAUGGACGGAAUAG
Messenger RNA from Penicillium lagena, 402 nucleotides. Its product is annotated as GFA family protein. The transcript has a single exon. The record is from RefSeq and is a predicted model, not a curated record. Bases 1 to 402 code for a protein of 133 amino acids. NCBI's taxonomy places the organism in Eukaryota, Fungi, Ascomycota, Eurotiomycetes, Eurotiales, Aspergillaceae. Gene Ontology annotation, molecular function: carbon-sulfur lyase activity.